This is a messenger RNA of Musa acuminata AAA Group (dessert banana), 2619 nucleotides long. Its product is annotated as potassium channel KAT3-like. Bases 1 to 2604 code for a protein of 867 amino acids. Gene Ontology annotation, molecular function: voltage-gated potassium channel activity. NCBI's taxonomy places the organism in Eukaryota, Viridiplantae, Streptophyta, Magnoliopsida, Zingiberales, Musaceae. The transcript has 11 exons. Gene Ontology annotation, biological process: potassium ion transport; transmembrane transport. The record is from RefSeq and is a predicted model, not a curated record. Gene Ontology annotation, cellular component: membrane.
AUGCCCAAGUUUGCAAGAGGACCAUUGGAAUUAGAAGGACUCAGAGAGGUGGAAGCCUUCCUUGCUGGACCACUUUGCACUCUCAGCCUUAACAGUCAGAUUUCACUUGGAAUUUUGAGAUAUGGAAGAGGGACAAUGAUCAAAGUUCUGGCAUCCUUUACUGUUUCUUAUAUCAUCAUAUUCCCGAUGAUGCUGACAGAAGCUAGUCACCAAAAUGUGAAUGAUAGACAUGGGAGUAUGGUGAAGGUUUAUAAUCUUGUUGCAGGACAACCCAUAGAGUUAGGUAGUCCCAACUGCAAGCAGCUGCAAUUUCAGCACUUUGGCAACGAUAGUUUCCAAUUGGAAAGUGGAGGAUACAGCAUGCACAAUGACCUUUUGCCAUCACUGGGAGCAACAAUAAACCAUACAAUCAAGCUCAGGAAGCACAUUGUUUCACCAUACGAUCCUCGUUACAGGCUAUGGGAGAAAUUCUUGAUAGUCCUGGUUCUCUACUCUGCCUGGAUCUGCCCAUUUGAAUUUGCAUUUCGGCGAUACUUGCCAAGCACAAUCUUUCUUGUGGAUAACAUCAUCAAUAGCUUUUUUGCAAUUGACAUAGUACUCACCUUCUUUGUUGCUUUUGUUGACCAUAAAUCAUAUCUUCUUGUUGAUGAACCAAAGAGAAUAGCAGUCAGGUAUCUGUCCACUUGGUUCAUCUUUGAUGCAUGUUCAACAUUUCCCUUUCAAACAAUCAGCUUCUUAUUCAAUGGACAUAGUAAAAGCCUCGGCUUCAAACUUCUCAGUGUGCUUAGACUGUGGCGUCUACAUCGUGUCAAUUCCCUGUUUGCUAGACUUGAGAAAGAUAUUCGGUUCAAUUAUUUCUGGACACGGUGCACAAAGCUUUUCUCUGUAAGCCCAGCAUUUUGUUCAUUGUUUUGCUUCAAGCAGCUGCACAAGUAUUCCUACCAUAACAUUUUUGUACUUCAGGUAACUCUUUUCGCAGUCCACUGCUCUGGAUGCUUCAACUAUAUGAUUGCUGAUAGAUAUCCCGAUCCGGAAAGAACCUGGAUAGGUGCAGUGAUACCAAACUUUAUGGAACAUAACCUGUGGGUUAGAUAUGUAACAGCAAUAUACUGGUCAAUUACAACACUAACGACUACAGGUUAUGGUGACUUACAUGCUGAAAACACAAGAGAAAUGGUAUUUGGUAUUUGCUACAUGCUCUUUAAUCUGGGGUUGACGUCUUACCUCAUUGGAAAUAUGACGAACCUUGUUGUCCACGGGACCAGUCGCACGAAAAACUUUCGGGACACCAUUCAGGCUGCUUCUGAAUUUGCGUCAAGAAAUAAGCUACCAAAACAUAUGGAGGAACAGAUGUUGUCUCACAUAUGCUUAAGAUUCAAGACAGAGGGACUCAAACAGCAAGAGACUCUUGAUGGCCUCCCAAAGGCCAUCCGCUCAAGCAUAGCCGAGUACCUAUUCUUUCCUAUUGUCCAAAAAGUAUACCUUUUCCAAGGGUUUUCCUUUAAUCUCAUUUUCCAGCUGGUGACAGAAAUGCAAGCUGAGUAUUACCCACCAAAGGAAGAUGUAAUACUGCAGAAUGAAGCCCCAGCAUAUCUAUAUAUAAUAGUAUCAGGAGCAGUGGACAUGCGAGCAUCUGCAGAUGGGGUUGAAAAGGUUCAUGGAAGGUUGACUGCAGGGGAAAUAUUUGGGGAGAUAGGAGUUCUAUGUAACAUGUCACAGCCAUUCACCAUAAGAACCACUGAGCUCACACAAAUUCUCAGACUGAACAGGACAACACUCUUCAACAUUAUUCGACAAAGUAGACAGGAUGCGACUAUUGUCAUGAAUAAUCUUUCCCAGAAUUUAAGGCUACAUGAAAGUCUAUACCCCGGAAUACAGCAAAAUGAACCUGGUGAACUUCUUAAAAGAUGGCUCGAGAGAGAUCCAUGGAAGAGGAAUGAGAACCAUGCACCAGAUGGAAAUAAUUAUCAAGUCUGCAAGCUACACACACAGGAACUUAUGGAUAAAUGUAAAAGUCCAGGCAACGCAGAAAAAAACAAGGACAAUGGCACACCCAAUGAAUUUCCAAUCGGUCAGGUCAAUGCAAAAUUAGACCAUGCAGAUCGGCACAGUGUUUUUCAUACGGUUGCACAGGAUGGAUACAAUAUAACUGCCAAUAUUUUGCUCAAACAAGAAGCAACUAUAGAAGAGGACAAAGAUAACAGGUGGACCCAAAAAGGAUUGGUUGAGAAACAUGAAAAUACAGGUAAAUUUGAGUUUUCAUCAAGUAAUGGAAGUACAAGGAGACACACUGGAGAGCAUGAAAUAGAAUUUGUUGAAAUGAAAGCAUCUGGCUAUGAAAAUGACUUUGAGAACCAUGGCAGCAGAGAAUGGAAACCCAGGUUUGGGUAUCCAAAUAUUAAUGAAUUGACGAUAGCUUCUUGUUCACAAAGUGGAAGCCACAACUUCGAGAACAAUAUCAUGAGACUAACAAGCAAAAGAGUGACCAUCCACAUGCAUUCUCAAAAGGGAAAUCCAGCAAGACAGCUAACUGCAAAGAUGAUAAACUUACCAGGAACCAUGGAGGAACUCCUCAGAAUUGGCAGUAAGUAUUAUUUGGACUGAUUUACAUGAAAGGUA